AUGACGGCUGUGAGGGGGGUGCAGGCCUGGGAGCCAUUUGCUUCUGGCAUCCGUCAGCUCACCGUGGGUGGGAGCCGACUCCAGGGCACCAUGAUUACCGAGAUACUGCGCGUAGCUGAUCGUGCGCGUAGCAGAGCCCGGGAGACCGGACUGGCAGCUGCUGAGCCGAUCCACCACCCGGACGUCUCCAGCCUGGUCACCGGGCUGCGGCCGGCGGCGGACCGCAGCAGCUUCAGUGGGCUCAUGGAGACGUCCAAGCUGACCGAGAGCCUGGCCGGCGCCGUCGGCAGCCUGCAGGAGGAGCUGAGCCAGGAGCCGCGGCAGAAGGCGGCGUUGCGGGAGCAGUGCCGGCGGCUGCAGGAGCGCCUGGGCCUGGCUGAGGCCCGAGCGGGGAGCCUGAGCACGCUGGAGGCCGACCAGAGCCGCAUGAGGCGGGAGGUCAGCGCCCACUUCCGUGAGGUGUUGAAGCUGAAGGACGAGAUGCUGACCCUCCCCCUGCGCUGCAGCAGCGCCCUGCGCGGGCUGGGGGUGCUCACGGCGCUGGUCCGGCUGCCAGUGGCCCGGCCCGGCCAGCUGUACCUGACGAAGCAGGAGCUGCUCCAAGCCCAGGUGGCCUCCUCCUGCGAGCGGGAGUUCCGAGAGCGGUCCCUGCACAUGGCCGGCAGCCUAGAGGCGGAAGAUGAGGAGCUGAGCCGUCUGAGGGAGGAGAACGAGAAACUCAGGUCACUGACCUUCAGUGUGGUGGAGAAGGACAUCUUGGAGCAGAGCCUGGACGAGGCCCGGGAGAGCAGGCGAGAGCUGGUGGAUCGAAUCCACUCCCUGAGGGCUCGGGCCACGGCCGCCGAGAGACAGCGCAAGCAGUACUGGGAGGAGAAGGAGAAGAUGCUGCUCCAGUUCCAGAAAACCAAGGUGGACUGUGAGCUCUACAAGGAGAAGAUGAACGCCCUGCAGGGCCAGGUGGUCGAGCUGCAGAAGGAGCGAGACCAGGCGUACGCAGCGCGAGACAGGGCGCAGGCGGAGGUCUCGCAGAGGCUGACGGAGAAGGACUCACUCCGCAGACAACUGUUGGAGCUGACGGAGGAGGUCUGUGAGCUGCGUGAACAGCUCUGCAGGCUGUGGGCGGCCUCGCCACCGAGCGGGGUGAGCACUUCCCCAUUGGACGCCGGGGAGCCCUGUGCGAGGGGCAAGCAGCGGCUGGUCCGGAUGUACGCCAUCUGCUCCACCGAGCUCAUCGUGAGUGUGAAUGUCACCGAGUGUGGGCCCGCGGCGGGGCAGCGGGCAGCUUUCGUGCGGAGUCACUGUGGCUGCCGGCUCCGCCCCCACCUCCCCUCUCAGCUGUGCUCCGACUUCUGCUCCAGCAGCCCGGUGCCGCCCAGCCAGCAGUCGCUGUGCAAGCGGACCGCAGAGGACGUCUGUGAGGACCCCUGGUGUCGAAGACCCACCUCUCCGUUUGGAGGUGCACGGGCAGCUCGGCCACCAGGCUCCAGGCCACGACGGUGCAGUGGCUCGGGACCUGAGCUGCGGCCUCUGCUGUCCGACAGCCUUCCGGAAAUUCUGGAGCCUGAGCCGAGAGCCUCCCCUGGGGCCAGGGUGGAUGACGAGGACCUGGGCUAUGAGAUCGUGGACAAGGCAGGAGGGGGCCAACAGACUCCACCUGUGCCUGAGGGAGCCGUGUGCGAGCCCGUGUCCAACGCGGCUCAUCUCCAGCCACCACCCCUGCCCUGCGGCGGCAGUGGACCCGUCCGGCGGCGGCCGGCCCGCAGGAUCCUGAGCCAGAUCACGGUGCUGGCCUUCCAGGGGGACCAGCUGCAGGAGCAGAUGAGCGUCAUCGGAGGGGACCGCACGGGCCUCUUCAUCCACCGGGUCACCCCCGGCUUGGCGGCCGACGAGAUGGCGCUGCGUCCAGGCACCCAGAUCGUGACGGUUGAUUACGAAGCGACGGAACCCCCAUUCAAGGCUAUGCUGGAAGACACGACCCUGGAGCGGGCCAUCGGACUCCUCGGACGGGUGGAUGGCUCCUGCUCCCUGUCUGUGAAGGUCAACUCAGAGGGUACGGGUAUAUAUAAGAGGCUGGUCCAAGACCUGGAGGCCAAGAGGGCCACCUCGGGGGACUCGUUCUACAUCCGGGUCAACCUGGCCAUGGAGGGCUGGGAAGAGGGGGACCUGCAGGUGCCCUGCAAUGAGGUCCUGCACAUCACUGACACCCUGUUCCAGGGCCACGGCCGCUGGUACGCCCACCGCGUUAGCCCUUACACCAUGGAGGACACGGACCAUGGCGCCAUCCCCAACUAUGCACGGGCCCAGGAGCUGCUCAUUGCCACCAUCCAGGAUGUGAUCCAGCAGAGCCCAGCGGCCCGCAAGCAGUCUUCGGGGGGUGGCUGGAAACUGGUCCGCAUCGUCAGCAUGGAUAAAGCCAAGGCCAGCCCUCUGUGCUCAUCCUAUGAUGGGGACCAGUCAGACCCUGGCAAGUCGGAAGGUGAGGCAGACCCCUCCGCCACGUGCUUCUGGGCUGAGAGCUGCCUCACGCUGGCACCCUACACCCUGGUGCACCCACGCAGGCCCCCCCGGCCCCGGCCCGUGCUGUUCGUACCCAGGUUGGUCGGGAAGAUCCUGAUCGAGAGGGUUUGUCUGCUGUCACCUGCAGAGCACUUGAGCCAGGAGGAGUAUGAUACCCGAAUCCAGAGAGGGGACAUCAUCCAGGAGCUAGAGGGGCCCGGCAGCUGCUGCUGGGUGACCCGCCCGGCUGUGGAGUCUCUCAUGGGGAAGAACGUCCACGGCCUCCUGGACCUGGGGCUGGCCGGCGUCUCCGCACUGCACAGCCGGGAGAUCUUUCCCAUUGUGGUGCACGUCCCCACCACCGAGAAGGCCGCCAAGAGGCUCAAGAAGGCCCUGCAGCGUCUCGGGGUGUCGGAGGAGCAGCUGCUGGAGGCAGCCAGGCAGGAGGAAGGGGACCUGGACAGGGCGCCCUGUCUGUACAGCAGCCUGGUCCCCGACAGCUGGAGUGACCUGGAUUCCCUGCUCAGCGGUGCCCGCGCGGCCAUCGCAGACGCACAGAAGAUGAUCGUGUGGACAGAGCAGAGCCCCUACUGA
Orycteropus afer afer is the source of this 3090-nucleotide messenger RNA. RefSeq names its product caspase recruitment domain family member 14 (gene CARD14). The transcript has 20 exons. The record is from RefSeq and is a predicted model, not a curated record. Gene Ontology annotation, molecular function: protein binding. Lineage: Eukaryota; Metazoa; Chordata; Mammalia; Tubulidentata; Orycteropodidae. Bases 1 to 3090 code for a protein of 1029 amino acids.